Grosmannia clavigera kw1407 is the source of this 885-nucleotide messenger RNA. RefSeq names its product G/U mismatch-specific DNA glycosylase. Gene Ontology annotation, molecular function: mismatch base pair DNA N-glycosylase activity. Bases 1 to 885 code for a protein of 294 amino acids. NCBI's taxonomy places the organism in Eukaryota, Fungi, Ascomycota, Sordariomycetes, Ophiostomatales, Ophiostomataceae. Gene Ontology annotation, biological process: base-excision repair, AP site formation. The record is from RefSeq and is a predicted model, not a curated record. The transcript has a single exon.
AUGAACGACGAUACGACCGCACCGCCGACCUUUGCUGGCCGUCUGCGCGUGUCCGAUUUUGCGUACAGGGAAGAGGUGUCUGUGCCGAAAAAGCGACGACGGGCCGAUGUGGAGGAUGUGGCGAAAGACGCCUCGCCACAAAAGAAGCCGUCGUCCUGCUCGGGCAAGCGUGCGCGGACGUCCAGCAAAGACCCGUCGGUGUAUGCGCAUCUCGACCUGCUGCCGGACGCGCUGGCGCCCGGACUGCUCGUUCUCUUCAUCGGACUCAAUCCGGGCGUGCAGACAGCUCGCAGUGGCCACGCGUUUGCACACCCGUCGAACCUCUUCUGGCGGCUUCUGUACCGCUCCGGGAUCACGCCCGUGGCCUGCCGUCCUGACGAGGAUCGCUCGCUUCCGGCACGCUUCCGCCUCGGCCUGACCAACAUCGUCGCCCGGCCGUCUCGUCACGGCGGCGAGCUGCGGCCGGCCGAGCUGGACGCCGGCGUCGCUCUGCUCGAGGCCAAGACCUGGAGCUGGCGCCCCGAAGUCGUCUGCCUUGUCGGCAAGGGCAUCUGGCAAAGCGUCGAGCGCGUGCGCUAUGGCCGGCGCCCAAAGAUUGGUGGCCGUCCCGCCUUCCACUACGGCUGGCAGGACGAGGCUGAGAACAUGGGCUGUCGGCCGCCGGCUCUCAACAACGACGAGCUGGCCGAAUACCGCACCGUUGCCGACGGCGUCCACGAUGACCCUGCCUGGAAGGGUGCUCGCAUCUUUGUCGCUUCCAGCACCAGCGGCCUCGCUGCUUCGCUCUCGCCAGCCGAGAAAGAAGCCAUCUGGGCACAGCUUGGCUCUUGGACUGAGAUGCGUCGACAGGAGAUCGAGACCGAAACCGGACGGAAGUGGGUGUGA